Messenger RNA from Epinephelus fuscoguttatus (brown-marbled grouper), 763 nucleotides. RefSeq names its product radial spoke head 1 homolog. The record is from RefSeq and is a predicted model, not a curated record. The transcript is spliced from 8 exons. Gene Ontology annotation, biological process: axoneme assembly; spermatid development. Bases 1 to 717 code for a protein of 238 amino acids. Lineage: Eukaryota; Metazoa; Chordata; Actinopteri; Perciformes; Serranidae. Gene Ontology annotation, cellular component: nucleus; motile cilium.
AUGUCGGAUGUAGGAUUAUAUCAAUUUUAUGACGAACGCAGUAAACUCGGGGAAUAUGAGGGAGACAGAAAUGAAGCAGGAGAGAGACACGGAGUCGGUAAAGCUGUUCUGCCCAACGGAGACAUUUAUCAAGGACAGUACGAGAACGGCAGAAGACACGGACAGGGGACAUAUCGCUUCAAGAUUGGGGCAAGAUAUGUGGGAGGCUAUUACCACAGCAUGAAACAUGGACAGGGCACCUUCUACUAUCCAGAUGGAUCUAAAUAUGAAGGGUUGUGGGUUGAGGACCUGAGACAGGGUCAUGGUGUCUACACUUGCCCUAAUGGUGACACGUAUGAUGGAGAUUGGCUGCAUAACAAGAGGCAUGGCCAGGGCGUUUACCACUACAAGGAAACUGGCUCAGAAUACAAGGGCAAGGGCAAGAUGGAGUCAGCUGGAGAGUACAUCCACUCUAACCACAGAUACAAGGGUAACUUUGUCAACAAUAAUCCGUAUGGACAGGGGAAGUAUGUGUUCGACACUGGCUGUGAGCAGCAUGGUGAAUACCACCAAGCAGAGCAGGACCGAGCUGAGGGCAAGUUGGGCGAGUUGGCCUCCACCACCAUCCUCAAGUGGAUUCCCAAGUGUAUCACUGGUCUGACACCAUGGACUCCAGCCAAAGACACCUCAGGUGGGGAAAAGGAAACUGCUUCAGCAGAGGAGGGAGCAGAGAACUGAGCUGUGUGAUCAGCUCUUCAAAUUUUUUUAACCUGUGUUUAAAAGG